This is a messenger RNA of Zingiber officinale, 1047 nucleotides long. Its product is annotated as protein MKS1-like. The coding region runs from base 107 to 790 and encodes 227 amino acids. The transcript has a single exon. The record is from RefSeq and is a predicted model, not a curated record. NCBI's taxonomy places the organism in Eukaryota, Viridiplantae, Streptophyta, Magnoliopsida, Zingiberales, Zingiberaceae. Gene Ontology annotation, cellular component: nucleus.
UAGCAUACGAACCUUCUCCCGUCCCUCCUCCCGUCUCCAGCUCGCCCCGUCUCUCUCUCUCUCUCUCUCUCUCUCUCUCUCUGCGGCGAAAGCCGACACCAAACCCAUGGAUCCGUCCCCGCGGCGAGAGCUCCAGGGACCCCGUCCAUCUCCUCUCAAGGUCGGCAAAGACUCGCACAAAAUCCGGAAGCCGCCUAUCGCUCCGCCGCGCCACCACCAUCCGCCGGCGGCCGACCCUCCGCCGGCGCGCCCUCGCGGCCCGGUCAUCAUCUACACCGUCUCCCCCAAGAUCAUCCACAUAAAUUCCAGCGAGUUCAUGACCCUGGUCCAGCGGCUCACCGGCUCCAACUCCUCAACCGCAAAUCCUCCUCCACUGCCGCAGCCGCCUCUGCCCCCAUCCGGCGCGAUCUCCCCCGCUGCCCGCAUCGCCUCCUUCGAGAGAUCCACCGCCGCAUCCUCGUCGCCGCGUGUGAGGGACGCAAGGGCGCAACCGGGGGUUUCGGAUCGGUGGGAGAUCGGGGGCGGGCCAACCCUCGACCGGACUGCUUCCUUCCCCGGGAUCUUGUCGCCGGUUCCCUCCUCGCUCCCCCCGAUCUCCCCCGCACUUUUCACCCCGCCGGCGUUCGAUCCUAGCGUGAUUAGCUUCUUCCACGAGCUGAGCCCAAUUUUCGCCAACAACUUCAACGGCAACAUCUUCAGCAACAGUCCCAUCCCUAAUUUGCUCGUGACUCCCACCGUGCCAUCGCCGGGAGCAUUUUGGGAUCUCAUGAGCCAAUUUCCAGACACGUAGCGGAAAAUUAGGGUUCUAUCUCCUCUCCCCCAAUCACCAGCUGUCCUUCCGGUUUCCGGUUCACAAAGGUUUAUUAUUUCCUUCUUCUCCUCUGUUUUUUUCCCUCUAUGUUUUUGCUCCAAUUACAACGCCAUAGAAAUAUUUCACUGAAGAACAAUUCAAACUCUAACCCCCGAAGAAAUUAAAUAUUUUAUGUACAUUUUAUUGUAUAUUUUAUUUUUUUAUUAUUAAUAUUGGAUGUUCUGGUUGGAUGCUUA